ACUUAACUUGUACAGGAGUCGGGCGAUCGCGCUUGUUUUGACUUUCGCAAGUUAAUCGACAAAAAAUCAGGUAACUUCAAUGGACCGCAACUUUUCUUAUCCAUUCAACAACGAACCAAAUCUUUGUAGCAAUCGGAUAAAUAGGCCGGUAUAUUAGUCUACGCAGCUUGGAAGCGUCUAAUCAGCGCCCACGACUUCUUCGACUCGGUGCAUAGUGAUAAAACUUGUGGUGCCACGCACGUCAGUAAUCCCCGAUAGCAAGUAGAAUUAACGAUCAAUAGUCGAGGCUAGAUCUGUAUAAGAGAGGUUUCAAAAAUAGGGCGCACUCUACUGCGGUCAGCCUCUUAAGGAGGAAAGAAAAUCUUCUUUAUUUGGAUCCGCAUCAGGAGUUAGUCAUCUGAUUACUCGAGACCAUCAGCCGUGCGUCAAAGACAGACCGACAGACCAGAUCGAGGGGGGUUCAAAAAGCGAGCGAGCCAAAAGCUUAAGACCCUUUGACGUGCCGUCUUCUGCCGAAACAUAUUUUGAGGACGUGAUAUACUGAAUUUCCAUGAGUACUUCACAGUUCACGACACAAACAAAGAGCGCAGAAAGAGACAGCGAUCCAUACACCGUAGAGCAUGGAUCAUAGAGGGAGUAGGGAGAAGAGCAGCAGAAAGCAUCAGGCACCGUGCUAUUGUUCGCAACAGAGGAAGACGUCUGUGCGCGAUAUAACCGCACGAGGCAAGGGUCCACAGACUACGCUAAAGAAGGAUCUCUCGGCGCGGUCACUGGCUACAAAAGAUGGGGAUUCCGUGUCAGCAAUGUCUAGAACAUUUAUGCUUCCACAAAGCCCCGCACUCCCCACAAAGGAGAAGAUGACAGUUGCAGAGCUGGUAGAUUUUGAGGCAGAAAAAGAGGAACCCGAAUUACACAGGCAGCGAAUGCUGGCAAGCGAGAGGAGGAUAAUAUAUGGAGCUUUUAUUGACAAGAGUGCUGAGGACGGAAAGACUACCGAGUUUUCACAGAGCUCGUCCAAACCACAUUGGGCACCACAGUAUCAAGUACAAGGCUCCUCGGUUGCUCACAACCCACUCUCGCCUGUCCCCUCUCUACCACUUCCACCGCUUCCUAAGGCCUCUAAGACCUCUUUUGUCUCAAAUGACUUCAUUUCGCGAUCAUCCUCGUCUCCUCUUAGUGCCUCCGUCAGCCGGAGCAAUGACCAUGUGUGGACAUCAGAAUCCGACCAUGGGCAUAAUCAACCCAACAACCCUAGCUUUCUCAAUCCAGGAAGGCCGUCUUCCGUCCGUACGCUGCGGCGAGAGUCGUCAAUAGAAGCUCUGCGUCACGAACUAGCAUUUGCUUCACUUUCUCUCAGAGUCUCAAGAAGGAGCUCUAAUUCUUCGACGUUGUCCAAUUUGUCCACUCUCUGUGGUAGCUAUAGCUGGUCCGAAAGCGAUACCCAGAUUGGAGAGGCGGUACUGCAAGAUCCAAGCCUAGCCUUCCAGCCCCAGGCUUUGCCCUAUCCCAAAGCCAAACCUGCUUUAUCACGACUCAGUAUUGGCUCAGCUUCAUCUGAAUCACUGUCCAUCGUCCUCGGGAACGACACACCCUCAGCCGUGAAAACUUUGACUUCUAUUGAACUACAGACGCUGCCUUGCCACCCAAUCCCGAACAAAUCAUCCCCCAAGUCGACGAGAAAAUCCAUUGAAUGCGACUCCGUCACAGAGUUGGAAGUUUCGCCUUCAAAAAGUCAUUUUUCACCGUUAGAGGUAAAACAUAAGGUGCGGAUAUCAAGUUCUCUGGCGACCCAUGUAAUGUGGCCAGAGGGCACGGAAGAAGACAACAUCCCCAUCAAUGCGGUAGAGGCGGUCGGGAAGCAACCAACCGUGAAUCGCGGUGUGUGGGAAGAAACGGGCCUAUCACCUAGAAGCAAACCCCUCAAUAUCCCCCCUGGACCGCAACCUAUGAAAGAGAAGGAAGCGGAAGCGUUCCAAACUGUUCAGUCCCCACCUCAAGCAAAUGGAAAAGGACACAAAAGGUCUGACUCUUCGUUAAGCGUGAUUCCGGCUUUUCCUCUGCCGCCGGAUAGGGCAGAGGCGCCCCAAAUCAGGUCGACCAUUGCUUCGGCAGCAAGGAAAAAAGAAGUAUCUCGACUAUCACAUGAUGAGGAAGAGGAUGGUGCCGCAGUUUCACUCGAGGAGAACGUUUGCCCCAAUUCAUGGCUGUUGGCUAGCCUACUAUCCGCAGACGGAAAGGAAAAUGCCAGGGCUGGAAAACGACUAAUUGUUGACCCUCCCAAAACAGAUAUAAAUCUUUCUGGUAAUGAGAUGGGCCGGUUAGUAUCAGAAAGACGACCCUCGAGCCCAGAGCUACACGAGCUCAUCGAUAACGCGAGAAAAUCACGAAGGAAAAGAGAUAACACAAAUGAACAAAUAGAGGAAGAGAUGGAAGAAAGUGAUUUAGAUCUUUCCACGUCGCUGACUCAGCUCGCCGUCAACAUGAACAUCCUUGCACCACAUUCCCAACUUCUCGAUGAUGAUCUUCCCUUCCCUAGCCCUUUUCUCUCAGUCUCUUCUCAUGACAACUUGUCUGUGUCGGAUAUCGGGCACCCAAUAUAUUCACGUACCGUCUCUUCCUCUGCUGUUUUGAAAGAUGGCCGGAUAAUGGCCAGCGACCAGGGUUGGAGCGGAAGCGAGAGUGAAGAGGAUGGUUGGAACGAGGCAAUGGGAAAAAGAACCCUCAGGAAAGGGAAAUCGCCGCCCAAUAAGAAUAUCAGAUCUCCAAGCUCAAGGCGAAACGCGACCCCUACUGUAAAGUCAAAGGUCCACGUUGAUGAAGAGGCAACACCCAAAUUCUCCCAACUUUUCGCCUACCGUACUCCAAUUCCCAAUCCCUUCCUCACAUCUAGUAUCUCAAGUGCUGAGGUAAAACGUCUAUCGGAGGUCUCCUCUGCCACUUGGUCGACCACAAGCACCACUUCCACUCGGGGGCCGAUAACACCAUUGCCGUUACUUAGCCUCACACGUAAUGUACCGAUGACAUGCACUUUCUCAUCCACCUCGACCGCAUCCUCAAUGCUGGAUGAUUUUCCUUGGGAUGCGUCUUCUCCACCCAUCUCUCCAAUUCGGAAAACAUCGUCAAACGAAAAUAGGGUGGGCCCGAGGAGGUUUUCUAUGUCUCCGUCAUUAACGACAUCAGACGAGAAAAUGGUGGUGAGAAACAGAAAAACAACCACUUUGCGCUCCCUACCCAGACCACUUAGAGAUAUCGAAGGGUGGGGGGAACCGGAGAUCUUACUGGAUGGUGGGACUUGGGGUGGCGAAUCAAGCCCUGAUGUCAUGUCCACUUUUUCUGAAGAAUCCAAACCUGUCGUCAUCCAGGGUGGAUGUCAAUCGACCUCGUCGUCUAUACACUCAAAACUCCAAGAAUCCAAAAGUUGCAAUCAAAAACAAGAGAGGAAUCACGACGUAAGCAAAUCCCCCAGUUCCAAUAUGCGGGUUUGCGGGGACGAAGUUGAGCUCCACCGCCACGUGACUGCAUCAUCAGAGGAGCAAGCUAUAAAUCCUGAUAUAUGGGCCGGAGAAGCAGUGGGAAGAUUGAUGGAUGAAGGAUUGGAUGAGUUAUUGAGCGAUUUUGAUUUCUGAUUAUACCAGAGCUUUUUCAAGAGUGGGGCCCAAUGCGCGAUUGAGGUUUUGGUGUAUACGUAGUCAAAGAUAGAUGCUGCUUUAUCUGGAAUAAUAGUAGUAUUGAAACGCCUUCUCGUAUCUAAAAGUACAUAGACUUAGGGGGGAUUGUGUUAUCGGGUCUUGCAUGUCACCUUGUAUCUUCCUGAAUUUAUUUAUCCA
This is a messenger RNA of Cryptococcus deneoformans JEC21, 3827 nucleotides long. RefSeq lists its product as hypothetical. Lineage: Eukaryota; Fungi; Basidiomycota; Tremellomycetes; Tremellales; Cryptococcaceae. The coding region runs from base 621 to 3626 and encodes 1001 amino acids. The record is from RefSeq and is a predicted model, not a curated record. The transcript is spliced from 5 exons.